AUGGUUUUGAAUGGUUGCCGGGAAUGCUAUGUUCGAGAAGGGCCCGACGGACGAGUCCAUGUUCGCGGCGAAACAGAGGUGCUAGAAGGCGGAAAAAUCAGAGUCCGUCCAGUCGUUGUUCGGGACUGCUGGAGUUUCGAGGAUUUGCGUCGUGAGCUGCAAGUUGGCCUUAAGCUCAGAGCAAUUGGGUUAUCCACCGUACAUGACCAAAGUUCCCGUACUCAUGCGGUUGUAGAGCUCGAGGUUGUGACCAAGUCGCUACUUGAUGCGCGCGAUGCCAUUAUUGAUCGAGAGUCUAAGUUCGUCCCGGUUGCUAAGCGCGCUACAGAUAUUUAUCUCGAGGAGGAUGCAAAUGCCUACAUCAAAACUCCCGAAGGGAAAUAUGUUCCUAAUCCAGAUCGUCCGCCAAAUCAGGAGCGCAUUGACGCUGCGGAAAAGGAAAAAGAAAGGUUCGAGUCGUACAUGAAACAGGCGGAAGCCCACGCAUGCGAUGCCACACCCUCAACAUUCGCGACCAAAAUGACGCCCCAGGAACGCCAGGAGGGUCGACAGAUAAACACCGACCUGCUUGCCUUGAAAGAGGUCAUCCGUGCGCGUGCUCUCAAUCAAGCCCGUAUCCCAUUUAGGUCCCUCCCCACUGACAAUGGUGCUCCGCGAGCACUUCUCGGCUUCCACGGACAGUCAGUCUGCAAUGAUUCUUACGGUUUCACCUUCCUUCGGGCAAUUUGCAGCAACCAUGAACACUCUAAAGUACGGGAACCUGGAGUGUGUACGUCGCUUUGCCCCACGAUUCCAAUAAGCUAUGCUGAGCAAUUUGACCGCGUUGAUCAAAGUGAACCGGCGGCUGUACCUCCUGUCCAGAUAGUCAGCGGCGUCUACUCGGCGGUUCUUUCCUGGGCGGAUAACGAAGGUACCUCCUACCUGAAGUUGCAAAAGGAAAGCGGCUUGCUGCCGGGUAGCUCCUGCUACGACGUCCAGUAUUCUACUUCUAGUAGAACCACUGAAGUGAGUGGUCUUGUAGGCGAUUUUGAGCCAGGAUCUUCUCUCUUCAGCUUCUCCCUCCCAAAGGACUCGAGAUCGAUCACGGCGCUCUUCUGA
Messenger RNA from Coccidioides immitis RS, 1098 nucleotides. RefSeq names its product kinesin family protein. Bases 1 to 1098 code for a protein of 365 amino acids. The record is from RefSeq and is a predicted model, not a curated record. Lineage: Eukaryota; Fungi; Ascomycota; Eurotiomycetes; Onygenales; Onygenaceae. Gene Ontology annotation, molecular function: microtubule motor activity. Gene Ontology annotation, biological process: microtubule-based movement. The transcript is spliced from 3 exons.